CUGAGGGGCCGAGGGCAGAGAUGGCAGCUGCAGGGAACAACAGAGAUGGUGACCUGAAGGAGAAUUACUACACAGAUAGAGGAUCCUGGCUGUCAGCAUCCCGCCAGCCAUAGUACCGACAUGGGAAUCCCGAAAAGAACAGGAUCCCUGCAAUGAAAUUCCAACAGUCAGGAUCCCAGAGAACCAAAACACUACUGAGGAACGUUUAAGUACUUAGUAUUUUUUCUUCACCAUUAAAGUUUUCUAGUCCGUGUGAGUUAUUUAACAGAGAAUCUCCAUCUGGGGAGGAAGACCUGAGGGCAAAUUUACUAUGGAAAAAUCUAAAGCAGCUUCCGUAGAUCUUCUCACAGAUUAUCUUUCACAAAUGACACAUUUAUGUAGCAGCGGUGGAUUUCCUGAAGAGCUGAAGCACUGCCUGGAAAGAGCCUCAUUUCUAGCUCACGGGAUGAAGCAGUGCGCAGUGACAGCAGACAGCGGAGCACAUUGCAGCAACAGAGUGGGACCGAUAACGGAAUGGAACACUACAGUGAAUCAAGUACAUAAAAUGCUUGUACGCCUUACAAGGCCCAAAAAGAUUCUACAGCUGCCCAGUUCCUCCAGGGGCAACUUGAAUGCUCUGCGUGACAUCCUACCAGAAGAUGGACAGAUCGUUGUCCUUGUGUCCAGCUCUGAACAACAGGCUUCAUGUAAAGACUCUCCAUGUGAGAAAAAGAUACAAAGGGAAGUUGGAAUACCCGAGGAUAUACUGAAGAAGUUCGGCGCUGCCGGCGAGCAAUAUGACAUGGUGUUUAUCGAUGCUACAGAGAAGAAUCCUAUAAACUAUUACAACCUGAUUAUGAGCAGCAAUAUGGUAAGACUGAACGGUGUGAUUUGCGUACAAAAUCUUCCUGCAAACGAGACAAGGAGCCAGGAGCACAUCAAUGAUGAGAUGGGAUUUACGUCCAAGAAAAUGACAGAUGUAAUUAAUGCAGAUGCCAGACUGGAGCAGGUAGAAUCACCAAUAGACUGGGGGGUCACGAUCGCAAAGCGUAUACCUGUCUCUCGUGUCUCGGAAACUAUGAAAGGAAUUUUGGCAGAUAAUGUGUUUUGGGGAUAUAAAGGACGCUCUAUACUUGACCGCUUGCGUUUGGAUGGCAAGGUCGCCUAUGUGACCGGAGGAGGCCAGGGCAUUGGACGAGCAUUUGCCCAUGCUCUAGGAGAAGCUGGUGCUAAAGUUGCCAUAAUAGAUAUGGCACUUGAAAAAGCAGAGGCGGUGGCACAUGAACUGCACAUAAAAGGCAUAAAAUCUGUUGCUAUGGCAGCUGAUAUUAGCAAAGAAGAAGAUGUAAAAAGAGUUGUGGACACGAUUCUGGCUAAUUGGGGGAGAAUUGACAUAGCAUGUAAUAACGCAGGAAUUAAUAUGAAUUCAGCAAGUGAAGCUACCACACUGGAAGAAUGGGAUAAAACGUUUAACGUGAACUUGCGCGGCCUGUUCAUGUGCUGUCAGGCUGUGGGCCGCGUAAUGCUGAGUCAAGGAUGCGGGAAGAUAAUUAACACGGCGUCUAUGGCAAGUUUAAUAGUGCCUCAUCCUCAGAAGCAAUUGGCAUAUAACACCUCUAAGGCCGGAGUGGUGAAAUUAACUCAAACUUUGGGAACAGAAUGGAUUGACAGAGGAGUGAGAGUCAACUGCAUAUCCCCGGGGAUUGUAAAUACUCCACUCAUCCAUACAGAAGCAUUAAAGCCACUAGUGACACAGUGGUUAUCGGAGAUUCCCGCUGGGAGACUGGCUGAAGUGACGGAUCUGCAGGCCGCCGUUGUGUAUUUGGCAUCAGAAGCUUCAGACUAUAUGACAGGCCACAAUUUAGUUAUUGAAGGAGGUCAGAGCCUCUGGUAGUAAGACAAUGCGCCAGUCGGAUGUGCGUUUGUGUGUGUGUGUGCGUGUCA
Molecule: messenger RNA, 1923 nt
Organism: Pseudophryne corroboree (corroboree frog)
Lineage: Eukaryota; Metazoa; Chordata; Amphibia; Anura; Myobatrachidae
Product: D-threitol dehydrogenase-like
Exons: 13
Coding region: 311-1873 (520 amino acids)
Molecular function (GO): O-methyltransferase activity; oxidoreductase activity, acting on the CH-OH group of donors, NAD or NADP as acceptor
Source: RefSeq, a predicted model, not a curated record